AUGCCUCUGGAUGAACUCCAUCUCUACAGAGUCACCUAUGGCUCAGAGUUCAUCACGACUGAACAACGCUUGUCAGAAUACGAUAAUGGUCAUCUGACCCGCGUCAUUGAGAAGGAGUGGCCGACGCUUGCCGGCACCAAUAUCCCAAGCCCUCCUCCUCCUCUUCUUCCACAAGCCGCCUCGGAUGCACACCAAGGCAUCGUCACAAGCACGCAGAUGGUGAUGCAUCAGAAGGAGCCCCGCUAUCGCUAUCAAGUGACGUUCAAUGGAGAGUGCUUCGUGAGCCCUUCUGUUAAUCCUGAGGGCUUAUCUCUCGCCGUGGUACUGGAGAAGACAGCGAGCGUGUGGUCGGAGCUCACCGACCGUACAACAGCUAUUCUGUGUUACGAUAAGGUUGGGAAGUCUUGGAAGGUGACCAAGGAGACGAGCAUGAUCGGUCUAUUCGAUUGCUUUGCUGAGGAGAUAGUGAGGUCCUCUACUGGGGACACAGUCUUCAUCCUCAAGCUGGCAGUUCUGCUCGAAGACACUACUGACCAGGGGGUUUCCGAAGAUAGUGCAGUUCGUUGUCCAAGCCCCAGUACAUCAUCGGAUGUUGCUGGUACGACAUUUGCUGUAGCUCUGGGGGGUUCAUCUCAUACACGACCACCCAACUCAUGGGUUCCUAGUACUGUGAACAAGGCAGGAAAUGUCCCCUGCAAGGAUCAUGAAGUGAUGGUGGUGUGGGAGCGCACGUAA
Messenger RNA from Perkinsus marinus ATCC 50983, 735 nucleotides. RefSeq lists its product as hypothetical. NCBI's taxonomy places the organism in Eukaryota, Perkinsozoa, Perkinsida, Perkinsidae. The record is from RefSeq and is a predicted model, not a curated record. The transcript has 5 exons. The coding region runs from base 1 to 735 and encodes 244 amino acids.